AUAUUCUCGUGUCAGUGAUUUAUUUUACGAUAUGGAGUCUAUUUCUCCGAUUUCCUUUUGAUUAGUAAAUUAUACUUUUCGAUUCUCUCUUCGCUUUGCUUUGCUUUAAAGCGUUCUCAACAACAACAAAGAAAUAAAGGAAAAAAGAAAGAAAAAGAAAACUCAUAAUCCGUGAUUUGAGCCAAUUAUAAUCGUCAGUUUACAUAUUAUUCUAUUCUGGGGUUAAUUCAUAAUUGGGUUUGUAUUUGUCUCUUGUUCGAGUUAGUGUGAGAGAUUAGGGAUAACAAAAUCAGACAUUAAUUAGAAAAGGUUUCUGACGUUUUCUAUUCGACCCAGAUUCUGAUUUCUUCUGGAAAAUUUUGGAUUUUUUUUUUGAGUUUGAGACGAAAGUGAAUCUGAAUCGAUUAGUAAGAGUUUGGUCUCUCUCGGAUGAAUUCUCCGCUGAGUUCCAAGAAUCUGAGGCUCUUUACAAACUCUGUUGCUUUCAAAUGUCUUCUUCUUGUUGGUAUUGCUCUGUUCUACAGAGCUCUGUUGCUCUCUUACACUUCCAGAAACGCUCUCAGCGGUGGCUCACUGGUUCCAGCUCGUCACAUGUCCGAUUCCUCCUCAACCAAUGGUAUCCGAACUGAUAAGUUUCUCGAGGUUCCUCAGAUCGUCUGGGGUCUAAACAAUCAGAAGAUUGCUUUUGCUAGAGCUUGCUUGACGGCCAGAUUGAUGAACAGGACGCUUCUCAUGCCUAGUCUAAGUGCUUCCUUGUUCUACAAGGAAGUUGAUAAGCUGCGUCCCAUCCCGUUUGAUCAAGUGUUUCAGUUUGAAAGAUUCAACUCUCUCUGUUCCGGCUUUGUGCGGCUUUCUCGGUUCCCUGAUGUUAGAAACAGAGCACAAGUGUUUGAUCUAGAGAAAGGUAGUGGGAGAAGAUGGACGGUUGAAAGAGACAUGGAACAGUUGAAACAUUCCUCCCGUAACGAGUCCAUCGAUGAGUUUGAGGUGAUCCGUGUCAUAGGGAAAAACCCGUUCUUGUGGCAUGAUCAUUGGCCCGUAGAAGACUAUGCUAAGGUCUUUGAGUGUAUGGUGGUGGUUGAUGAAAUCUCAAGAGAAGCAGAUAAAGUUGUGAUGAAAAUCAGAGAAGCAGGCGAGGCAGAAAGAGCGAAACUCGGAUCCAAAACCGAAACGCUCCCCGGUCCAAUACCUUUUGUUGCAGUUCACAUGAGGAUAGAGAUAGAUUGGAUGAUACAUUGUAAGAAAUUAGAGCAACGGCAAAAGGUCUCAGAGAUUUGUAGUAGUAAAAGAGAGAUUAUGGAGAGAGUAGGGAACAUUUCUAGUUUGAAGACUCCAACAGUUCUUUACCUUGCAGUAGCGGAUACUCUCUUGGAAGAAAAAGAAGAAGAUUCAUCGGUGUUAAGGGGUUGGAGAGAUGGAUUAAUACCGUUUGAGAAGAAGAAGCUUGGGGUUAAAGAGGAGAUUUAUGGAAAGUAUUCAUAUUUGAUUCAAUCUGCUAUAGACUAUGAAGUGUGUUUGAGAGCGGAUGUUUUUGUCGGUAAUAGCUUUUCCACUUUCUCUAGUCUCAUUGUCCUUGAGAGGACGCAGAAGGCAAGAAAGUUAGGGGUUAUGAGUUCUUGUGACGACGGUGAAAACAAGUGGAGAUCUUAUGCAUACAAUCUGGCUGGUGAAUCCAAGGGAGUUCCAAGGAGGUGGAUGACGAAUAUGACUCAUUCGAGCUUGCAAGCUAUUAGCUACGGCUCUAAUUCUGUUUCUUGUUCAAGUGGGUGAAGUUUGUAUUUUGGAUUUAGUUUUUUUUGGCUUUCUUUCAUAAAAUUCGUUUAUUUGUGGGUGUAAAUAACUUGUGUAAAGUUUAUAGGAAAAAGAACAAUGCCUAAAUCUUCAAUU
Messenger RNA from Capsella rubella, 1887 nucleotides. Its product is annotated as O-fucosyltransferase 23. Lineage: Eukaryota; Viridiplantae; Streptophyta; Magnoliopsida; Brassicales; Brassicaceae. The record is from RefSeq and is a predicted model, not a curated record. Gene Ontology annotation, biological process: pollen-pistil interaction. Bases 430 to 1770 code for a protein of 446 amino acids. The transcript has 2 exons.